AUGUCGUACCGUGUUGCUGCUCGUCGGGUGCCCGUGCUCGCCCUUGCGCGACCCACCGUCGCACCCCGCCCGGCUGCCAUCGCCGCCAUCCGACUCUACAGCGACAAGCCCUCGCCCGAGGCACGCGCCAGCUCCAUCCUCGACUCUCUGCCUGGCAACUCGCUCGUUAGCAAGACCGGCUGGGUCACCCUCGGCACCGGUCUCACCGCCGUCGCUAUCAGCAAGGAGAUCUACGUCGCCAACGAGGAGACUGUCAUCCUCGUCGGCUCGCUCAUUUUCGCUGUCCUCGUCGGUCGCGCCAUCACCGGCCCUUACAAGGAGUGGGCCGACGGCCAGAUUGAGAAAAUCUCGAAAAUCCUCAACGGCGCGCGCGCCAAGCACACGGAGGCGGUCCAGGCACGAAUCUCGUCAGUAGAGCAGCAGAAGGACGUGGUGGGCUUGACCCAGGCGCUCUACUCGGUGGCCAAGGAAACCGCACAGACCGAGAAGGAGGUGUUUGAGUUGCGACAAAAGACGGCGCUGGCCUCGGAGGUCAAGAGCGUUUUGGACUCGUGGGUGCGCUUCGAGGCGAGCGAGCGCGAGCAGGAGCAGCGCGAAUUGGCCGCCAGCGUCAUCAAGAAGGUGCAGGACUCGCUCAAGGACGACAAGCUCCAGAAGCAGAUCCUGGACAACGCCGUUGCUGAGAUCGAGAACCUGGUGAAGAGCAAGGCCAUCUAA
Molecule: messenger RNA, 717 nt
Organism: Kalmanozyma brasiliensis GHG001
Lineage: Eukaryota; Fungi; Basidiomycota; Ustilaginomycetes; Ustilaginales
Product: ATPase, F0 complex, B chain/subunit B/MI25
Exons: 2
Coding region: 1-717 (238 amino acids)
Biological process (GO): proton motive force-driven ATP synthesis
Molecular function (GO): proton transmembrane transporter activity
Source: RefSeq, a predicted model, not a curated record